Molecule: messenger RNA, 2607 nt
Organism: Oncorhynchus gorbuscha (pink salmon)
Lineage: Eukaryota; Metazoa; Chordata; Actinopteri; Salmoniformes; Salmonidae
Product: early growth response protein 2b-like
Exons: 2
Coding region: 507-1793 (428 amino acids)
Biological process (GO): regulation of transcription by RNA polymerase II
Molecular function (GO): RNA polymerase II cis-regulatory region sequence-specific DNA binding; DNA-binding transcription factor activity, RNA polymerase II-specific
Source: RefSeq, a predicted model, not a curated record
UGUAACAUUGAUGUCCGUCUAAACUGAUAACAUGCCAUCUUGCAUUCGUUCAUUUCUUUACACUUGUAUUGUGUUAUCAUUUUCGUGCUAAUGGAAACUGCAUGGAGAAAAACAAACAUAUUUUAUCGCUUUAUAUUGGCGAACUUUCACUUGUGGGUUCUCCAUUGACAGCCCGGGGCCAAUAGGAUCCCCCAGCGCCUCCUCUCUCGAACCAAACGGUCCUUGUAUGGGCAGUGACGUAGUGGCGCAUUCACUGCCCCACUGAUAAAUACAUACUACUGCUGCUCGUGCUGCUAGGAUCCGUCAUUCACUAAACAGCCUGAUGAUCUGGAGAGAGUAGAGUCGACUAUAGAGGUGGUAUCAACACACGCUCCAGAUUGUGUUAACUUCUCCGGACAGGUUAUCAGAUGUUUCAGUGUAGGAUAGAACUGUAAGGCCACACAUACUCAACCAGCCGGUUUAAAAUACCGUUUUAACCCUGGAAACAGCGAGAAGCCGUUAGUUAAAUGAUGACGGCUAAAACUUUAGAGAAAGUCCCGGUUUCUCUGGGUGGGUAUGUCCACCCUGUCUCUGAUUCCAUCUACUCUGUGGAUCAUGACAGUCUGCCGCCCGGGGUGGCUAUCUUUCCUAACGCUGAUUUAGGAGGCCACUACCACGACCAUCUUAGCGGAGCUCCAGAUGGCUUGAUGAGUGGCGAUAUGAGCUUAGAGAAACGCUCUCUCGACCUGUCUUACUCUAGCUUCUCCCAGCCCCCUAGCCAUCGGAACCAGACCUUCACCUACAUGGGAAAGUUCUCCAUCGACUCUCAGUAUCCCGGUAACUGGAACCCCGAGGGCGUCAUCAACAUUGUGAGUGCGGGGAUCCUGGGCAUGACCCAGCCAUCUUCCGCCUCCUCCUCCCCGGCGUCCUCCGGCUCUCCCGGCCAUUUCUCCUCCACGCUCAGCUGCACCAUGGCCCAGAACCAGGCCGACAUGGAGCACCACCUCUACUCUUCCCCGCCUCCCUACGGCUGUGGGGAGGUCUACCAGGACCCGUCGGCCUUCCUCUCCACCGGGCCCGGUAUCUCUUACCCGCCGCCGUCCUACUCCUCCCCUAAGCCCAACACAGACUCGGGUCUCUUCCCCAUCAUCCCAGACUAUGCUGGGUUCUUCCAGCCGACCUGUCAGAGGGACAUGCAGGCCAUGCCUGACCGCAAGCCCUUCCCCUGCCCACUGGACUCCUUUAGAGUACCCCCACCUCUGACUCCCCUGAACACUAUUAGGAACUUUACAUUAGGUGGGCCGGUCUCGGAUGGACCCAGACUCCCCACCGCGUACAGCCCCCAGAACCUCCCCCUGAGACCCAUCCUGCGGCCCAGAAAAUAUCCCAACAGGCCGAGCAAGACCCCGGUCCAUGAGCGGCCGUACCCCUGCCCAGCGGAAGGCUGCGACCGGCGGUUCUCUCGGUCUGACGAGCUGACCAGACACAUCCGGAUACACACGGGACACAAACCGUUCCAGUGCCGGAUCUGCAUGAGGAACUUUAGCCGCAGCGACCACCUCACCACGCACAUCCGCACGCACACCGGAGAGAAGCCCUUCGCCUGUGAUUUCUGUGGCCGUAAGUUCGCGAGGAGCGACGAGCGCAAAAGACACACCAAGAUUCAUCUCAGACAGAAAGAGAGAAAAUCAUCUACUGCGCCAUCAAACAACACGAACUCUGAUCGCUCCGGUACCGGUUCUAUAAGCACAUCUGGCGGAGUCUGCUCCUCCAGCACGGGACAGCUGGCGGGAUGCCCCUCGCGGGCGGUAUAGAACACACUAUAGCCAAUAGGUUUAUGGAAUAAAUAUUUAGAAACCUUGACGAACUAAAGACAAUAGAGAUUGAGGUUUAAUUUUUUGGAAGCUGCAAGUUAAAAACAUAAUAUGGAACGAACUUUACAUGCAACCGCAUAAUUCUCUUUCAUGCGUAAUUGCGCAUCAUUCCGGUGCGCGCCAAACGUUCCCACGAUGUAUCCUCUUAGUUUGGUGGCUGAGAGAAACGCACUUUGUUUGCAUAGCCUACUGAAGUCAGUCAAGUUAAUAGACAAUACUUUUAACACGUGGCUGCCUAUAUUCUCUUCAGGGAAGAAACACGUUGAGGAUUAAUAUCAAGCACAUUUACACUGACGCGCCAAUAGGCUACAAUUACACAACGCUGCAUGGAAAGAACGUUAUAUUUGCAAUCAUUUAGAAAGAAAGGUGUUUUAAAUUAUUUACUAGACAAAAUGUGUCCAUUUUAACAUGUUCAUUGAUUGUAUUUCCCCCUGUUGUGCCUCGUUUCACACGUUAUUUUUGUACAUUGUCAAUACAAGGACGAUUUAAUGAAUUGUACAUUUUGUCAUUUAAUAUCAAAGUUUGAUUAUAUGUAUAUUUUUGUACACAUUGUGCCGUGUAACUAUGGAAAGUGUUGUGGUUUAUGUCUAACAAUAAGGAAUGUAAAUAAUUGAACUCAACCCGACUUGACAUUUGUUUUUCGUGAAUGUUUCCGACUCAUAUUAAAUGUUAAUAUUGAUUUUAAAAAAUCUCAAUGGCCUCCAGAAAGGCCUGGUUAUUUCUUGUGAACUAAAAACAAAUAAAGUAAACUCUG